Messenger RNA from Chanos chanos (milkfish), 1521 nucleotides. It is a transcript of the gene chrm5b, whose product is annotated as cholinergic receptor, muscarinic 5b. Gene Ontology annotation, molecular function: G protein-coupled serotonin receptor activity; G protein-coupled acetylcholine receptor activity. NCBI's taxonomy places the organism in Eukaryota, Metazoa, Chordata, Actinopteri, Gonorynchiformes, Chanidae. The transcript has a single exon. The record is from RefSeq and is a predicted model, not a curated record. Bases 133 to 1521 code for a protein of 462 amino acids. Gene Ontology annotation, biological process: adenylate cyclase-inhibiting G protein-coupled acetylcholine receptor signaling pathway; chemical synaptic transmission; G protein-coupled receptor signaling pathway, coupled to cyclic nucleotide second messenger. Gene Ontology annotation, cellular component: synapse; dendrite; plasma membrane.
CUGCCAAAUUCCACUCUAAGUGGAAAUGCUUCCAGUGCCCAGCCUGUCUCACACAGCCUAUUGGAAGUCAUUGCCAUUGCUACUGUGUCAGCUAUUGUUAGCCUCAUAACAAUUGUGGGAAACAUUCUGGUAAUGCUCUCUUUUAAGGUCAACAGUCAGCUAAAGACAGUAAACAACUAUUACUUACUCAGUUUGGCUUUUGCCGACCUCAUUAUUGGAGUGUUCUCAAUGAACCUGUACACAUCUUACAUUCUCAUGGGAUACUGGUCACUAGGAAACGUGGCUUGUGACCUCUGGCUGGCACUAGACUACGUGGCCAGCAAUGCAUCAGUGAUGAAUUUACUGGUCAUCAGCUUUGAUAGGUACUUCUCCAUUACAAGGCCUCUAACUUACAGGGCUAAGCGUACCCCAAAACGAGCUGGCAUCAUGAUCGGCCUGGCAUGGCUAGUGUCGUUCAUAUUGUGGGCGCCCCCCAUUUUGUGCUGGCAGUAUUUUGUCGGUGCGAGAACCGUUCGUUCAGAUCAGUGCCAAAUCCAGUUCUUCUCUGAGCCUGUCAUCACAUUUGGGACGGCCAUAGCAGCCUUUUAUAUCCCUGUGUCCGUUAUGACCAUUUUGUACUGCAGAAUUUACAAAGAAACCGAGAAACGCACCAAAGACCUAGCCGAGCUUCAAGGGAUUGCAUCUAUGGACAGCCAUGAGAACUCAAAACCCCAGAAACACAUGCUGAGAUCCUGUUUCAACUUUAGCACUGACAGAGAAAGGACCCAGGCUUCAUGGUCCUCCUCUAACCAGAGUAAAAUCACUAAUGCCACCACGCAUUCUGAAGACAUGUGGACCAAAUCAGACCAGGCUGCCACGUUAAACAGCUACAGCUCAUCUGAAGACGAGGAACGACCUGCUUCCGAGGCGACCUUGCAGGAGUCUUACAAGAACCACGACCAGGCGCCAAGCGAGAACAGGCAGCUUAUGUGUUAUGACGAAAGCGGUUGUUUCACCCACCCUGUGAAGAAUUCUUUACAGAAAAAGAGCAAAAAGUGUAUCUCCUACAAAUUCAAAUUAGUCCAGAAAGAAAGCAACCUCAAGAAAAUCAGCAAAAAAGAAGAAAGGAUGGUGUCGAAGACUUGUUCCACGUCGGAGCACGUGGCCCUUACCGCCACCAAAACAAUAGACCCCACCCUGAAGAGCCAAAUCACCAAACGCAAAAGGAUGGUCCUUGUCAAGGAAAAAAAAGCAGCGCAAACGCUAAGCGCCAUCCUCCUGGCCUUCAUCCUCACCUGGACUCCAUAUAACAUCAUGGUGCUUGUCUCUACCUUCUGCUCUGACUGUGUCCCACUCUCACUGUGGCAUUUGGGCUACUGGCUAUGCUACGUGAACAGCACCAUAAACCCUAUAUGUUACGCCCUCUGCAACAAGACUUUCCAGAAGACUUUUCGAAUGUUACUCCUCUGCAAGUGGAAAAGGAAUCGUGGGGAGGAGAACCUGUACUGGGGCGGUCAGACACUGCAGUCAACUGCAAACUGA